AUGAAUAACAGCGAUACACUCGUCCCCGAGACGAAUACCACUGGCCACACAGUAAGCGACGCCACCAGCCACGUUAAGCGUGAUAAUAGUACCGGGCAGCGAGCCGUUGACACGCUUAAUGGUGCGAUAACCGACGUCGAUGUAAGCGUGGUAUGUGAGACCGUUGACAGCGGCACACCGACGGAUGACGCGGCCAAAGACGCAGGACUGCACGCCGGCAGCACGUCGACGCUAGCCGACAAACGCAUCGUCGUCACCCGUUGCAAGACGCCGCAACAAAACUUCACUGCCCAAGUUGCUGCGAGUAUCCUCAGCGGCCUUCGAACUCGGCCGAGCCACGCCGGGGAAAGUGGUGAUGAAGUUGACUUGAGGCUUAUCGACAUGGUGCUCUGCAUUUCUAUACCUGGCGUGACUUUAUACGUUCGUUAA
Molecule: messenger RNA, 429 nt
Organism: Sporothrix brasiliensis 5110
Lineage: Eukaryota; Fungi; Ascomycota; Sordariomycetes; Ophiostomatales; Ophiostomataceae
Exons: 1
Coding region: 1-429 (142 amino acids)
Source: RefSeq, a predicted model, not a curated record